This is a messenger RNA of Helianthus annuus (common sunflower), 1227 nucleotides long. RefSeq names its product transcription factor VIP1. Gene Ontology annotation, cellular component: nucleus. Gene Ontology annotation, biological process: regulation of DNA-templated transcription. The transcript is spliced from 4 exons. NCBI's taxonomy places the organism in Eukaryota, Viridiplantae, Streptophyta, Magnoliopsida, Asterales, Asteraceae. The coding region runs from base 118 to 1008 and encodes 296 amino acids. The record is from RefSeq and is a predicted model, not a curated record. Gene Ontology annotation, molecular function: DNA-binding transcription factor activity.
CACCCAUUUUAUCACCAUAUAUCUCUUCACAACAACAUUUUAUUUUAUUUUAAUAAUAAAACACAACUCAUACAACUUAAAAACUUUACCGGAAAAAAACUCGCCGGAAACAAACUUAUGGACCCAAAGUUCGCCGGAAAACCAACCGCUCACCGGAGAGCCCAAUCGGAGACGUUUUUCCGGUUCCCGGACGACGACAUCCUUCUCGACGACGUCGUUGCAGACUUCAACUUCGCCGGAAUCGAGUUACCGUCGCUUUCCUCUGACGGUGUGUACCCAACCACCACCGGCGAGUCGUCCGGAGAGUCGUCGGAGGUUGUUAAGUCGACGGCGAGUAGGCCGCCGGUGAGUCAUGGCCGGAGUUUGUCGGUGGAUGCAGGGUUUUUUAAUGAGUUAGGGUUAGGGUUUGGUGAGGGGGGUGGGGGUGGGGGUGGAACGGCGUCGUUUGAAGGGGAUUCGGUGUUGAUGAUGGUGGAUAAUUCGAAGAAAGCACUUGCACCGGAAAAGUUGGCUGAACUUGCUUUGAUUGAUCCUAAAAGAGCUAAAAGGAUUCUUGCAAACAGACAAUCGGCUGCUCGUUCUAAAGAGAGGAAAAUAAGGUAUACGAGCGAGUUGGAGAGGAAAGUGCAGACCCUUCAAAACGAGGCAACAACGCUCUCUACCCAAGUGACAAUGCUCCAGAGGGAUACGACCGGUCUAACUUCUGAAAACAAGGAACUCAAGCUGCGGUUACAAGCAAUGGAACAAGAGGCAAAACUCAGAGAUGCUUUAAGUGAAACCCUGAGAGCAGAAGUGCAGCGGCUGAAAAUCGAGACGGGUCAAACGCGACCACAUAACGGAAUGUACUACAACCAAUCGUUGCCACCUCAGCAUUCACCACACCUGCAAAUGUUUCAUCACUUCACUAACCCAAACACUCAGCAGCCACCACCACAACAGCAGCAGCAUCGGAUGCCUGAUUCAACCACUAACCGACCACCUCGACCUACCUUCAUGGACUUCAACUAAGCGGUAACUAUGACAUAAAGAGUCAACCUGGGUCAACCGGGUGUACUGUGAAGGUUUUAUAUGUCCUUUUUUUUUUUUUUUUUUUUUUUUUUUGUCGAAAUGGGAGAUGUUCAUCUUGUAGAUAACAGGGGACGUGGAUACAUAUUUUCGAGGUUGUUUAAAUGGUAAUGUAAACCCAACUUGGAGAAAUAUGACUCAAUUGAAACUUUUAAGCGGUAA